Messenger RNA from Achroia grisella, 3383 nucleotides. It is a transcript of the gene grn, whose product is annotated as GATA-binding factor C. Lineage: Eukaryota; Metazoa; Arthropoda; Insecta; Lepidoptera; Pyralidae. Bases 510 to 1973 code for a protein of 487 amino acids. Gene Ontology annotation, biological process: cell fate commitment; positive regulation of transcription by RNA polymerase II; negative regulation of transcription by RNA polymerase II. The transcript is spliced from 8 exons. Gene Ontology annotation, molecular function: DNA-binding transcription factor activity, RNA polymerase II-specific; zinc ion binding; RNA polymerase II cis-regulatory region sequence-specific DNA binding. The record is from RefSeq and is a predicted model, not a curated record.
UGGUUUAGUGUCGGGUUGCGUCCCAACGACGUUGUAUCGCGUACUGUUCCGUCGCAUUUGCGUCUGCGCUUGCGCUCACAAAACGGACUGUUUUUCUUAUUCUAACCUAAUACUCCGCGGCUGCAAACUACUCAUACGAUUCUAUGCACAUUAUAUUGACGUAUUGUGAUCUGUGAUAGCGAAUUAUACGAUUUUUUUAUGAAAAUGAACACGCAAACGGGAUGGAGCUCAUGAUAUCAGUGUGUUUAUGUAUCUGCACAGUAUUUACAGUGAUACAUAGUGAUAGUGAUCGACAUUGUGAUACGCGUCUGAUAAGGACAUCCGAGAUUCGUGCAAUAUGAUUUCAUCCCUAAGAUUAAGAGCGUAAUUAUAGAGUCGUAACAGCAAAAAUGCUAAGACUGAUCUCGACUGAUAUCGAUUAGUGACAAGCGCGAGCCUUCCCAAAACGAUUGACUGUUGAAAUGCGGAUAAGGGGGUGGACUUACAGUGCGUGUGUAUAAAAGCGAUGCAUGGUGUGUGAGGUCGGAGCGGCGGUCAUGGACAUGAGCGGAGAGGGCGGCGGCGCGGGCGCGGGGGCGAGCGCGCUGCAGCAGCGGUGGUACGAGAGCCGCGUCAACGGCAGCCCGGCCGCCGGCGACGUCAACUCGGAGGCGAAUGGAGACGGGUUCUUCCAUUCACCCCUAGAAGGCGGACACCACAGCCGCGCCCGCUACUACCAUCAACAAAUGCACGCCCCCUACUCGGCCGCGGUCAGUUCGCACGGUCGAACGCUAAGCGGCAGCAGUGGGCAGGUGUGUCGGCCGCACUUCCACACGCCGCUGCAUCCGUGGUUAGAGUCGAAGGCGCUCGGCAGCGGGGCGUGGGGUAGCGGAUUCCAGCAGGACGCCGCGCCUGCUGAUAAGCCAUUGUCACCUGCGCAACACCACCACCCUCAUCCCCUGUUCUCGUUCCCUCCGACGCCACCGAAGGAUUCAACUCCAGACUCGGUGGCUGCGGCCGCGUUAGGACAGCAGGACUACCAGGCGGCGGUGGCGCACGCGACCGCCAUGAGCGUCGCCUUCAUGCAGCAGCAGCAGGAGUUGCCGCUGUGCGGCGACGUCAAACCUAUGAUGGGGGCGCCGCCGUCGAAGCAGCGCGAAGGUGCGCAGCCCGACUCGUGUCCCCAGGAGUCGAGUCAGCCCUCCGGCGAAUACAACGCGCAAUACAAUGCCGCCGGCGGCGACUACUACAACUACCAGGGGAAAGGGUUUAGUGGGGCUCAGCAGCAGAAUAAGCCGCGGCCGAACAAGACGCGAACGAGCGCCGAGGGUCGGGAGUGCGUGAAUUGCGGAGCGACGAGCACCCCACUAUGGCGGCGUGAUGGUACGGGACACUAUCUAUGCAACGCCUGCGGACUUUACUACAAGAUGAACGGCCAGAAUCGACCUUUAAUCAAGCCCAAGCGAAGAUUGGUGAGUUCGCUACAGAGUGCGGCGCGGCGAGCGGGCACGUCAUGUGCCAACUGUAAGACGACAACAACCACGCUAUGGAGACGCAACCAGAACGGAGAGCCGGUCUGUAAUGCGUGUGGACUCUACUACAAACUGCAUAAUGUAAACCGGCCACUAACGAUGAAGAAAGAAGGUAUCCAAACGAGGAAUCGGAAAUUAAGCAGUAAAAGUAAGAAGAAGAAGGGAGGAAUGGGCAUGGGUGGCGGAGGGGCUUGUGCGUUGGCACUGGGCGGAGUCAUGGGAGACAUGAUCAAACCCUUAGGAGACGGAACCAAAGGCUUCGGAGGUUCUGCUUUUCCUUCUGCUAUGGAUUUCGGUCAACAUCAAGUUGGUUUGGUGCACCCAGCGGCGGCACAUAUGUCACACUGGUACGGGGCGCCGCACCAGGGCUUUGCACCACCUCCGACGUCACACAAUCCCUACCAUCACCAUCACCUCGCGCAACUUAAUUCUAUGACUGGCUGGAGGAGUGAAUACACGUGAUAAGUCUAUCAAAUUCAAUCACUCCAAUUGGAUUUACCUAGAUAUAGUCGUUCCAUACACACAACCGUCUGUGGACGGAUGUAUUGACCUUUGAUACGGGUAUCAGUGAUCACUGAUACUUGGACGCUGUGAUUAAAUACUACAAGACAAAACACUAGUAGUGACUUAUAUAAAAUAUAUCAACACUAAUGACACACAAUUUAUAAGACUGUUGAACUGAAUUGAUGUUUGUAAGUUUUAUAUCUGCAAACACUUCGCAUAGAACGUUUUCUAAGUCGAUGCUAUUGUAGCAGUCAAACCCAGUGAAGACUUUGUUAAUCAGUCCUUUAAAAGUAUUAAGUGUGUUUACAUGAAGUAACUAGCGAAAUUGUACAGUAUUAUAAUAUAAUUUAAGGUCGAAGUCGGCUUAUACGAUAAAUAAGUAUACUUAGUUCAAAGGAUAAUCUGUGUAUUUUGUACAUAUCUGUAAUACCUAAGUUAUACUCCGUUCCUGUAUAUUAUUUGAAUUUUUGUAUUUAAUUUUGAACUGUUCGGUUCGCUAUAGGAAUUGUGAUGUGUUCAGAGAAUUAUUUCCAGAGAUAUUUUUUUUCUUUAUGUACAUUUUAUUUGUGUAGUUGGUAUUGAAUGAAAUGCAAUAGUAAUUUAUGUAUUAAUAGUUAUAAAUUCAUGCGAAUUGUACAUAAUAGCUAUCUUACAUAGUGACAUAAAGCAGAACUGAUUUGUUUUGGAUAUCAAGGUUCGCAAGGUACUAAUGAACAUUUUUUUUUAUUGGUGAAACUGGUCACUGAUUUGGAUUGUAUCGUCAGUAUUAUCUAACUAAAAUAUAGUUUUUUUUGUUAUUAAACGAGCAUUUGUAAAACAUACCGUUGUAAAAGUAAGACGAGUGGCCAUAAUUUGCGAGAUUUUGUCAGUUUGUAAAGUGACUGUAGAACAAUCAAUCUUAAAUAGAUGUAUGUAAGCCUAGACAUUGACAAACAGUUCACUGGUAUUUUCAUACAUAAUCUCGGAACCCCAAAAUGUAAAUAUGAAAUGUAAAUGAAAUUUGUAGACACUAAUAGAGAAUCAUAAAACGACAUUCGACUCAGAAAUCAAGGGCAAUAUAUGAGCAGUUUUUUUUUGGGCAAAAUCGGACUCGGCGGGCACACUGAGAUGAUAUAAGAUCGGCCCGAUUUCGCUACACACGAGACGAUUUAGGAAGCGAUUCAAAGCGCUACCCACCACUACUCUAAUAUUGUCCCUGGUUUUAGUGUCGUGUGUGUACAGUUUUAUAAGAUUAUCGAAAUAAUAUGUAAAUUAGUGAUCACUACAGAACGCCUAUAACGAUAUCCCGUACCUAAAGUUUUUAGUUUUUAAAACAAAACAUUUGUGAAGUUGUGUAUUUUAAAUGAAAUUGUGAAUAAAUUAUCAAUA